Molecule: messenger RNA, 1565 nt
Organism: Brachypodium distachyon (stiff brome)
Lineage: Eukaryota; Viridiplantae; Streptophyta; Magnoliopsida; Poales; Poaceae
Product: transcription factor Sox-1
Exons: 2
Coding region: 218-1102 (294 amino acids)
Cellular component (GO): plasma membrane
Source: RefSeq, a predicted model, not a curated record
CCAAAAUCUUCUUCUCACCCUCCGCACGAACCAAGCAGCAAAAGGAAGAAGAAAAACACGGCGCAUUCCCCAUCAAACGCGCAAACUAAAACCAGAACAGAACCCCACAACGCGCUAAGCAAUCCCGUCCCGUUUCUCCUUUUAACGCCCACCGACUCUCUCUACUUCUUCCUCCCAGAACUCCGAUCCGCUCCCAGAUCCCAAAUCGCCAUCGCCGAUGAACCCCUCCUCCUCCUCCUCCGCCUCGGCGGCGGACCACCCGCGUGACUCCAAGCCCGUGCCGCCACUGCCAUCCCCGGCGAUGGGCUACCCAGCCAACCACGACGCCAACAACACCACCCACGCCUACUACGCCGCCGCGCAGCCACCCAACGGCGGAGCAGCCGCGUUCGGCGUCGCGUACCCGUACCCAGCACCACCUCCCCACCACCACCCCCACCCCCCACCACCCCACCACCACCCUCCGCCGCCAUACCACCACCCGCACCCCUACCACCGCCCGCCCCCGCCCCCAACCUGCCUCCGCCGCCUCCUCGCCCUCAUCGUCGCCGCCUUCCUCCUCCUCGGCGCGGGCACCUUCAUCGUCUGGCUGCUCCUCCGCCCGCGGGCCCCCGCCUUCUCCCUCUCAACCCUCACCCUCUCCCACAUCACCUACUCCCGCCCCAACUCCUCCCUCUCCGCCUCCUUCGACGCAUCCCUCCUCACCGCCAACCCCAACGCCAAGCUCUCCGUCACCUACUUCUCCCUCCUCGCCUCCGCAUCCCUCGCCCCGUCCUCCCCCAUCGCCGUCACCCCGCUCCCGCCCUUCGCGCAGGGGCCGGGUAACACCACCGCGCUCGCCUUCCGCCUCCAGGCUGACGGCGCGUACGUGGGGCCCGACGAGGCCGCGCCGUUCCUGGCCGGUGCCGGCGCCGCGGGGGGUGGCACCAUGGAGGUCCAGCUCAGGCUCACGGGAGUGGCCGUGUUUGACCGGGGCGGGUGGCGCACACGCCGGAGGAUCCUCAGGGUGCUCUGCGAAGGCGUGCCCGUCACGUUCCGCGGGAAGAACGCCACCGAGGCGAAAUUCGAUGGCCCCGCCCGCCGCUGUGAAGUCCUCUUGUGAAGGAUCGCCAGUGGUUGUUGACUACUCCAGAUGUUGAUCCAAGGGAGGAUCUUCGAUGGGUACGAGAAGUUAACUGGCACUAAAGAAGCUGAUCAAGCACUGAUUCCUGGGUAAUAGCCGAGUAACUUAAGUUUACCUGGUUGUCGAUAGAAUCCGUGACAAGGAAGAGUAUGGAAUGAUUUAUGCUUAUCGUGUAGUAUACAGCUUUCCUCUGUCUUGGCUUCAACAUGAAUGGAUGUCGAAUAUAAUGAGUGGAUGCUGGAAAUGCUUGGCAAGAAUGAUUAUAUCUGGUUGUUAGUUUGCCUGAUGAGAGAAUGCGAUAGUGACAGAGCCUCAAGGGAUUGCCAUAGUCCAUACUUAAACUUGAAAACAACCUCUAGUCACUUCUAGGCGUGUGCUUGGUUUCAAUACUAGAUUGUGCUCGAGUUAUUCGUUCAUUUAUUCAGCUGCUCCGUAUUUUUUA